CACGCCGAGUCAUGAACUCUUGGAACCGACUGUCGAAGAAGUGUUGUCUGCAACCUCAACUGAUUCAAGAACGGUUUGGACAAUAACAGAAGUUUACUAGAAAGCGAUGAAUAUCGGCUACAAGCCUCCUAUCCCCAACUAAUAAAUGUGAAUCUGAACUUUCCAUGACCUUUUGACUAAUAUUUUACGUGUAUCAGACACAUCGAACAACUACCUUGUUUAAGGCCUUCUGUCACCUUCGUCAUUGAGGACAGCGAUAUACUUUAUGGAGUGCGGCUGUUUAUACACGCCUAACCUAUUCUCCCUUCCAGUCUGAAGACAGGUUAGUUGACUAGGAAAAUUUGCUGAUUGGUUAUUGGCUGAUUCCCCAGUCUUUCGAAGGUCAUAUCAGCGUUAAUCCACCUUGGAGUACUAUUUGAAAUGUUUUCUUUUAGAAGGAAGUAGACAUUAAUAGUUGUUGAAAUGAAUGUCACGAAUUUCUUCCACAGUUUACCGAAAAUUGAAUUGCAUGCUCACCUUUCAGGUAGUAUCAGUAGGACGUUUCUGAAAAAUGAAGUAACUGCUCAUCAGGAUAUUCAUAAUAUUCAUUCGUGCUUUGAUAAUUGUUUGCGCGAAGGUGAUCUUAAAGGUUGUUUUGACUUUUUUCGCACUACUCAUAAUCUAAUUCAGACGCCGGAAAUUUUGGAAUCGGCAACAACUUCUGUCGUAGAAGAAUUUCAUCAGGAUAAUGUUAUAUAUUUAGAAUUGAGAACUACGUUGCGACCACUUCCUACUCAUCGUUCUUAUUUAAAUGCUGUAAUUAAAGGCAUACAAAAUGCUCCAAGUGUAAUCGAUGGAAAAAUGUGUGUGACACUAUUACUCUCUAUAGAUAGGUCAAAAAGUGUUGAUGAUGCAUUAAUCACCUUAAACUUGGCCAAAGAAAAUCUUUCUAAUGGAUUAAUAUCUGGUCUUGAUGUCAGCGGAAAUCCGCAAGUAGGAAAUUUAUGUGAUUUCAUUCCAAUCCUAAAUGCAGCUCAUUUGUAUGGUUUAAAAACAACUGUACACAUUGCUGAAAUAGCUGAUCAAAGUGAAGAUUGGUUAAGAUUUCUAAAGAAUCACUUACCAGAUCGUUUGGGACACGGAACAUUUUUAACGAAUUCGGAUGUAAAUGCAACUGCGGCAAAAGAAGUUGUGCUCAAUUCUCAUAUACCCUUAGAGUUAUGCCUUACAUCAAAUAUCAAAUCAAAAACUGUUGAAACCUAUGAAUCUCAUCACAUCAAUUAUUGGAUGAACAGAGAACAUCCGGUCUGUAUUUGUACUGAUGACAAGGGCUUAUUUGAAUGUACGCUAUCAGGAGAAUACCAGUUAGCUGUUGAACGUUGUGGAUUAAGUCAACAGCAAGUUUUUAAAAUACUCGAUAAUUCUGUUGAUAUGACAUUCUGUUCUGAAAAUACCAAAAGCCAAUUGUCAAGCAAAAUAAAAGAAUAUUCCAAUAGUUUCUUAUCUGACUGUCAAGAAUAUAAUUAAUAACAUUAUUUUGAUAAGGUCUGUACUCUUCAUAACGCAUAAAUUUAGUAAUUUGCAGGGGUUUUGGAUUUUUCUGGGUACAACCAUAGGGCAGAAAAGUGUUAACUAGACAACUUGUGAUUUGAAAGUCUUUAUAAGCAUCCGAUGGCGCACAUACAAAUCAAGGUUCAAGAUGACAGUAAAUAGGAAACCAACACAUUGAAAUAAAUAUUUAAACUUCCAGUCUGACUAUCCAAUAAGCAAUGAAAGUUGCAGUAGCUCUAAAUCUGCUAAUUAAAGAUUAAAAGAAACGAAUGUAAGCUAUUGAAGUAAUAGAGAAGAUUUGUAGCUCAGGUGGAUGAUUUUGAUGUGGUUUUGUUCUCUGAGCUGGAUGGUUAGUUUGCGAAGCUUUCAUCACCUUACUGGAUGACAUCUUCAGCGCAUACUUCAAUUUGAAGUGAGCUAUUAGAUUUCUCCACGAGUUUAUUGAUCAUCUCUCCUGGUGACCUUGGACGUGAUUGGUUGUUUGUGUGUGUUUUCACACCUUCUAGGUUACUUGCAUUGGAACCGGUUGUUUCUUUGACUUGAACUUUGACCCUUUGUGUAUGAAGUUUCUUUCUUAUUGGUUGAUAACUUUUGUCUAUCUCG
Molecule: messenger RNA, 2133 nt
Organism: Trichobilharzia regenti
Lineage: Eukaryota; Metazoa; Platyhelminthes; Trematoda; Strigeidida; Schistosomatidae
Source: the annotation of a GenBank genome assembly